This is a messenger RNA of Pygocentrus nattereri (red-bellied piranha), 4333 nucleotides long. RefSeq lists its product as uncharacterized. The record is from RefSeq and is a predicted model, not a curated record. The coding region runs from base 1508 to 2428 and encodes 306 amino acids. The transcript has 2 exons. Lineage: Eukaryota; Metazoa; Chordata; Actinopteri; Characiformes; Serrasalmidae.
UAAACAGUGGGCCAUCACUGUAGAAUUUAUUUCAAGUCAAGGGCAACUACUCAUACAUUCUGAAUGUAAGUUAAAGGAAGUGUGACAGUGAAUUUCCAAAUCCCUUCUACAGGUCUAGUCUAGUGUCUAAGUAUCAUGAUAAAAAAAACUGGGUGAAAAGCACCGGCUGUGCAGGUCAAUUAUCUACACCAAUACUCAAUAUUCUCUGGCCACCAGAGGGCGCUAAAACUGCAAUAUGUCAACUUCAAACUUACCAACAAUCAUAAACUUUGCUAUAUGUAUCUUUUGGCACAGAAAGUUUCUAAUGUUUUGUAUUCCAGUGAGCUUGACAAUUUUGAAAAUACGUCUUUCAAAAGAUUCUAUUGUUUUCCUGCAAAUCUUCGUUUUUUCAUGCUCAUCCACAAAUUUUUAUUACAUUGUCUCAAACUUGGUCUUUAAACAACCAGUGAAAUAUUAAGGUCAAUAAUUAUUUAAAAAUCUUGCCUUGCAAAAUUAAGAAAAGUGUGAUUUUUUUUAAGGACAUGUUUGACAACAAAUACUUAACCGAUUGAAUUUUGGGCUAACUCUGGAGCAGUUGUGGGUUGGAGGUUAGGGAACCAGCCCUGUGACUGGAAGGUUGCUGGUUUGAUCCCCUCGGCUGAUAGUCCAUAACUGAAGUGCCCUUGAGCAAGACACCUAUCCCCAAUUGCUCCACAGGUGCAUGGAUAAGGCUGCCUAUCGUUCCAGGCAAGUGUGUUCACUAGUGUGCAUGUAUGUGGGUGUUUUACUGCACGGACAGGUUAAAUGCAUAGGUCUAAUUCCACAGUGAUGGUUCUGAAUUCAAUUCAACUAAAGCUUAUCUAGUUAGCCUGCUAGCAAACAUUUCAUGCCCAUUAUGCUGAGCUGUUUGUCCUGGGUAGCCAAUAGCUGCUGAUCCUGGACAGCCAAUUGAGCUUGUUCAUAACUGUAGGGGGGUCUAACAUAAUGCGUUGGGGUCUUGCUGUAUUGACCGCUGCAUUGUCUCCUUGUGGCUCGAUCAUUAUGAUCAUCAUUUUCACUGUCUGUGAAACUUCAUACAAUUGUGCCGAAUUCCGACUCCACCUCGCGUGCAUGUGCUUCACAUAAACAUGCGGACGUUACAGGCUGUACUCCGGAUUUCUUAGGUCAUUUCUUUAUCUUUCAUUUUCCUUCACAGCAAACAACACAACAGGAUCUAAAGCCAAAUAAAGUUUCACUGUGGUGGUUUAGAAACGAUUGUUAUUGUUGCAGUACUUGAGAACUGGUGGGACUGAAUGCCUUUCAGUUAUAAGGAUAAGUAUUACGACAUAUUAAACACAGCUUUAAACCUCUGUCUGGAGCAAUAAAGUUAAUAUCUGAUGACCUGACUUUGCAAUAUUAGCUGACUUUAUUUUUCUCCUCAUUAUUCUAGAAGGAGAAGAGGUAGACCUCAGAGAAGGUUUAUGGAUCCUCCAGAGCGAGCGACCGAGAGAGCACGUCAGAGCGUGCAACCGAGAGAGCAUGUCAGAACAUGGCCCCACUCAGCUCUCCAGCUGGUUGUAGUAGCUGUCUGUGGCUGAGCCAGAAGGUCGCAGAACUCGAGGGAAGAAUCUCGGUGCUCCACCAGAUUAAAGACGAUGAGGAUCUCCUUGACUCUAUGAUGGCAACAUCUCAGGCGAUCAGCGCUGGAUUAGACGGCAGUCUACCUCAAGCGGCUGCUUCGGCUGCAGGGGAUGAGGAGCACUGGCCUCGGCUCGGAGCUAAGCCUAAGGCCAUGAAGGUGUACUGCUCCACGCUGAGCCAGGCCGAGCCAUGGUCCGUUGCAGGUGGACGCUCGCAGGAUGGUAGGCGAUCCGCCCGCCACCCGACAAUUAGGAAGAUCUGUGUAAACAACAGGUUCUCUGUACUGGAAGAGCUGGAUGACGCCACUCCAACAACACCCAUCAGAGUGAGCUCUCCAGCCAUCAACUUCACCCCCGCUCCAUCCAAAAACUCCGCCGGGCAGCGGGCUGCACCUGACCUGCAGAACUGUGGUUUAGCUUCGAGGGACAUCCCCACCUCCAGAAGACCAUCCGGCCAAGCUCCCUCCCAGACCCACACCCUGAGCAAUCAGCCUGAACCCCCACAAGAAACUGCCGAUCAAACACCACUGAUCACCGAGCCGCAACCUCAUCGUUUACCCCCGCGACAGGCCCGCAGGCCUCAACAAACCACCCUCAUAGUUGGCGACUUGAUCGUCAGGAACAUUCAGCAUCGCUCAGCUGCUGUCCACUCAGUCUCUGGUGCAAAGGUCUCUGACAUUACGCUGCAGCUUCCCAGUCUUUUAAGAAAACACCAUUUAGUGGAGAGGAUAAUAAUCCAUGUGGGAUGUAACGCCAUCAGAAACUGUUUUCAAUUUGAAAUGACAACUCAAGACCUACAAUGCAAGUUCAAUUAUACCAGUAGUCAUUAAUAGUAGGAGACCUAGGACCAGCAUUUUUACAAGAAAUACCAAGAAUCCUCAUAAUUUUAAUGUUUUUAUAAAUCGUGAUAAUCUUAUCAGCAUUAAGCCAUCUCUAAUUUCCAUAAACCCCCAAGAAAACUGUACUGAUAACCCAAUGAGUAGUCUUGAGAGUUUUAAGAAAAGAAAAGGUUUAGGUAUAAUCCAUCUGAAUAUUAGAAGCCUACUACAAAAAGAUAGAAUGGAUCAUCUUAAAAUCCUGGCUGCACAGUCUGAUCCUCAUAUAAUAGUUUUAACAGAGACCUGGCUUAGACACUGUACCAAUGAUGAAGAUAUAGUUUUAAAUAAUUUUAUCCUCCAUAGAAAAGACAGAGUUUCAAGGGGAGGGGGAGUUGCUAUUUAUACCAGUGUAAAUUUACAAGCUAAUGUUUUAUGUGCAGUAUCCAAAGAAAAAUGUUAUGAGUUCUUAGCCCUCCAGGUUUCACUCGGAAAAAAUAACUCUUUUGUUUUAAUUGGGAUAUACAGGCCUCCCUCUGCCCCACACUCUGCAGUCGAGUAAUUAGCGGAUCUUUUAUCCAAAUUUAGUGCUUCUGAAUUGCUGGUCCUUGGUGAUUUUAACCUCAACUGGCUUUCAAAUGCAUCCGUAUAAUAUGUGGCAAUCUUAACCUAACACAGUUAAUCAAUGAACCGACUCGCCCAAAUCUGAAAGAACCCACCAAGUCAACCCUGAUAGAUCUAAUACUCUCCAAUAAAGCUGACAAAAUUACUGCCUCAGGAGUUUUUGAACUUGGCAUAAGUGAUCAUUGUCCUAUCGGAUGCAUUAGAAACAGUUGCACAAACAAAACAGGCUCUCGAUUGGUGGUUAGAAGAAAUUUUAAUAAUUUUAAUGAGCAAGCUUUCCUUUCUGACUUAGCAUUGACUGAAAUCCACCUUACACUAGAAAUCUCAGAUAUUGAUGGGGCACUAAACCACUUCAGUAAAACUUUCCUAACAGUGGUAAACAAACCCAUUCAAAAAGUCAAGAAUCAGAGACAGAUAAAGUCCCUGGUUUACGGGUGAGGUUUCCUCAUUGUUUAAGGCCAGAAAUAAAGCUUGGUCAAAUGCUAGACGCUCAGGGGAGAGAGACCAUUGGCUUACCUUUAGACAGCUGAGAAAUAAAUGUACUUCUGCUGUUAGAAAAGCUAAAUCAGAAUAUUACUUUAGCUUAAUCACCAGCACUAGAAACCCUCAAAACGUCGGGAAAAUAGUGAAUUCUCUAAAAAAUAAUUCCCCCCUUUUUCCAACAAGCGUUUUAGUUGACGAUCAGCUGAUUUCUGCCCAGAAGGAAAUAUGUCAAGCUUUUAACUCAUAUUUUGCUGCAGCUGGCCACAUCUUUGAUAAGAAUAGCACAAACCCAUUGAAUAAAGCUGAUCUCAGCUCUACUGUUUCUAAAACGCAUGGUCUUUUCUCACUCCAGCCAUUUUCUCCAUAUUUAGUUGCUAAUGCCCUGGCUAAAAUUAAUCCACGAAAAGCCACUGGAGAAGAUGGGCUGGAAACCUUUUUAUUGCAUCUCGCAGCCCCGAUUAUUUUAGAAUGCAUCUUAUACAUUUUUAAUCUUUCAGUUUUAUCUUGCAGAAUUCCCAGGGUCUGGAAAACAGCUCAUGUAAUUCCUCUGCAUAAAGGUGGUGAAUAAUUAUAGGCCAAUGUCAAAACUGUCGUGUUUAGCAAAAAUGUUAGAAUCUCUAGUAAACCAGCAAUUGAAAUCAUUUCUUCAUGAAAAUUCUGUUUUAUCUAAAAUCAGUCUAUAACAGCACUAUCUCUGCUACGACACUGGUUUUAAACCAUCUUUAAUCAGACAUAGACAAGAAGAAACAUUGUGCAGCUGUUUUUAUUGACUUAACAAAAGUAUUCGACACAGUUGAUCACACUCUUCUUUUA